AUGACUUUAUCUAAUAAAUGCACUAUCUGUCUUGAAGAAAUUAUUUCAUUUACAUUCUUACCAUGUACUCACACUUUUCAUUCGAAAUGUAUUUCAACAUGGUUAAAAGAACAUAAAUCAUGUCCAAUGUGUCGUGAUCGUCUCGAUAAUGAAGAUAUUGAAUUUGUUACAUCACAAAUCAAUAAUUCUUAUCGUAGAAAACUCAAACGAAAAAGAAAAGAAGAUCAAGAUUUAAUCGAAUCCGAAUUUAAUAACUUAAUGACUCGUCUCGAUAAAGAGGAAGAUAGGGAAAUCAAAAAUAUCAAAAAAGAAAUAAGAAUUAAAAGACAAAAAAUUGAAAGUGAAUAUAAAAUUAAAUUAGAAUCUAAUAUCAGAGACGAAAAAAAAUCUGUUUCUGAAAUCUUAAAUGAAUAUGAUGAGAAAAAAAAUAAUUUAAUAUCUGAAAAGGAGGAUAAAUUAAAAGAAAUAGAAGAAAAAUCAUACGAUAUUGUUUAUUAA
Molecule: messenger RNA, 498 nt
Organism: Cetraspora pellucida
Lineage: Eukaryota; Fungi; Glomeromycota; Glomeromycetes; Diversisporales; Gigasporaceae
Source: the annotation of a GenBank genome assembly